AGCAACAAAUGUGUGGACCAAAAGGGCUACGUAAAAAAUCGGGACAUGCACGUUUCUACAAUGAGGGUUACCAAACCUUUCUUUUAGUCCACACACACACACUCUUUGCUCAAAAUAUCGAUAACCAUGACUACCGGCGUUGAACAAACGGUGGCGAUCAUUGUCGGAGCCGGCCCAGCCGGCCUCUCCACCGCCGCAAGCCUCCACAAAUUAUCAAUCCCAUACAUACUUCUCGAAAGAGAAGAUUGUAUUGCUUCUUUAUUCAACAAGAAAGCAUUUGAUCGGUUUCAUCUUCACUUACCCAAACGGUUCUGUCAGCUUGCACACAUGCCGUUUCCGUCUAAUCUUCCAACGUUUGUCCCGAGAGCCGAGCUCUUGAAGUACUAUGACGACUACGCGUGUCGUUUUGAGAUUAAACCGAAAUUUGGGAACUUGGUAAAGUCUGCAAAGUAUGAUGAAGAUAGGAAGAUAUGGAAGGUGGAGACAAAGAUAGUUGCUGAUGGUGAUGGUGGUGGUUUUCGGUGUUAUGAGGCGCGGUAUUUGGUGGUGGCUACCGGAGAAAAUUGUGAGCCGUUUAUACCGGAGGUUGAUGGGUUGAGUGAGUUUAAAGGUGAAGUUAUUCAUUCGACUCGGUAUAAAUCCGGGAAGAAAUAUGAGAACAAGAAUGUUUUGGUUGUCGGAGCGGGUAAUUCUGGCAUGGAAGUUGCUCAUGAUCUGUCCGAGUAUGGUGCGAAAACCUCCAUCGUUGUUCGAAGUCCGAUUCAUAUCAUAUCAAAAUGGUCAGUAACAAUCGGAUUGCUUUUAUUAAAAAAGUUAUCACUAAAUGUGGUGGAUUCACUCUUGGUGUGGUCUAGCAAGCUAAUGUACGGAGAUAUAACCAAGUAUGGGAUGCAAAGACCCAAAGAAGGUCCGUUUUUAAUCAAAGUAAGAACCAACAAGUACCCGGUCAUCGAUAUGGGUGUAUUCGAGAAUAUCAAGUCUGGAAAGAUUCAGGUUUUGCCAGCACUGAAAAGUAUAAAUAGCGGAGGAGAUGAAGUUGUUUUCGAGAACGGGAAGUGUUACCAGUUUCAUACAAUUAUAUUUGCUACUGGAUUCAAGACAUCAACCCUUUUGUGGCUUCAAGGAAAUGAUUGCUAUUUUAAUAAAGAUGGAACAUCAAAGGCAAUGUUUCCAAAUAACUGGAAAGGAGAGAAUGGGUUUUACUGUGCUGGACUUGCAGGAACAGGACUCAUUGGAGCUGCCAUGGAUGCCCAAAAGAUAGCUGAUGACAUUUUUAAUCUAAUUUCAACGUAAAUAUGUGUCUAUUUGUGUGUGUGUUGAAAACAAGAUAUAAAUUAUGUAUUUGAUACCUAAAUUUCAGUUUAACAAUUUUAUAGUUAAUUUAA
Helianthus annuus (common sunflower) is the source of this 1385-nucleotide messenger RNA. Its product is annotated as probable indole-3-pyruvate monooxygenase YUCCA10. The coding region runs from base 127 to 1293 and encodes 388 amino acids. The record is from RefSeq and is a predicted model, not a curated record. The transcript is spliced from 4 exons. NCBI's taxonomy places the organism in Eukaryota, Viridiplantae, Streptophyta, Magnoliopsida, Asterales, Asteraceae. Gene Ontology annotation, molecular function: flavin adenine dinucleotide binding; monooxygenase activity.